AUGGAAAUUUAUAAAAAUUGUCCAUUAAAAAAACGUCCUGUAAUUUUUAAUGAAAUAAACCGAGAACAACCUGAAGAUUUAUCAAUGAAAAGGACAUUUAAUAAUAAUAAUAUUGAAUUGAUUUCAAAGGAUAUUAAAAGACAUUUUGAUUUAUCAUCAAAUUCAUAUUAUGAUUGUUUAAGGAAAACAAAUGAUUUUCGAUUUUGGUAUAAAACAUUAAAUAAUAAUAAUUUAAAUAAUUAUAAUCAAUUAGAUCCUAAUGAUGUACAAAUAAUAUCAGCUUUCAAAACAUAUCACAAUUCAAUUAAUAAUGAACAGUAUGAAAUUUUAUCAAAUAAUCAAAUACAUUUAUGUGAUUUUUUUACAUAUAAUUUAACACCACCAUCAAGUCCAGUAUCAUCAAUUGAUAUAUCAUCAUCAGAACCAGAAGAUUUAUCAAUACGUAAUGUAGAAUUUACAAUUGAAUCACUUUUAUAUUCAUCAAAAAAGAAUCAUAAUCGGAACAAUAAAUUAUUAAAAUCAUCUAUAAAAUUAGAAAAUUCACAACAACAACAAUUUAUAAAUAGAUUUCAAUGUGAUAAAUGCCGAAAAUCAUAUUCAACAAAUACUGGUCUAUCAAAACAUCAACAAUUACAUUGUCCGGCAGCUGAAUGUAAUAAAAUUAAAAAAGAAUUUGGUUGUAAAAGUUGUAAUAAAAUUUAUACAUCAUUAGGUGCACUUAAAAUGCAUAUUAGAACACAUACAUUACCAUGUAAAUGUCCACAUUGUGGUAAAGCAUUUUCAAGACCAUGGUUAUUACAAGGUCAUAUUCGAACGCAUACCGGUGAAAAACCAUUUUCAUGUAAUCAUUGUCAAAGAGCAUUCGCUGAUCGUUCUAAUUUAAGAGCUCAUCAACAGACACAUGUUGAAAUUAAAAAAUAUAUUUGUGAAAAUUGUUCAAAAUCAUUUUCUCGUAUGUCACUUUUAACAAAACAUAUAUCGGGUGGUUGUGUUAUGCAAAUACAAAAUUAUAUUUAA
Messenger RNA from Condylostylus longicornis, 1017 nucleotides. Its product is annotated as protein snail homolog Sna-like. The transcript is spliced from 2 exons. The record is from RefSeq and is a predicted model, not a curated record. Gene Ontology annotation, biological process: regulation of DNA-templated transcription. Bases 1 to 1017 code for a protein of 338 amino acids. Lineage: Eukaryota; Metazoa; Arthropoda; Insecta; Diptera; Dolichopodidae. Gene Ontology annotation, molecular function: RNA polymerase II cis-regulatory region sequence-specific DNA binding; DNA-binding transcription factor activity, RNA polymerase II-specific.